Indicator indicator is the source of this 1641-nucleotide messenger RNA. RefSeq names its product transmembrane protein 184B (gene TMEM184B). The record is from RefSeq and is a predicted model, not a curated record. Bases 82 to 1314 code for a protein of 410 amino acids. Gene Ontology annotation, molecular function: transporter activity. The transcript is spliced from 9 exons. Gene Ontology annotation, biological process: transport. NCBI's taxonomy places the organism in Eukaryota, Metazoa, Chordata, Aves, Piciformes, Indicatoridae.
CGCUCGCCCGCCCGCCAGGAGGUCUUGGCUUGUGGGUGGCUCUCUAGCAAUUGCAACUGGAACCUCACACCAAAAGGCACCAUGAUAGUGAUGACUGACAUCACUGCAGCCCCCAGGUUGGGGUUAACUGCCACCACUCCAGCUGUGGCUCCCAACUUCUCCUGGAUGCCAGAGGAUGGCAGCCCCACAGCUGUGGAGGAGCCAAUAUUCCUCAUGACCACCGCUGCUCAGGCCAUCUCAGGUUUCUUUGUAUGGACAGCUUUGCUCAUCACCUGUCAUCAGAUCUACAUGCAUCUUCGCUGCUAUAGCUGCCCAAAUGAACAACGCUACAUUGUUAGGAUCCUCUUCAUUGUGCCCAUUUACGCCUUUGACUCAUGGCUCAGCCUCCUCUUCUUCACCAAUGACCAGUACUAUGUUUACUUUGGCACAGUGAGGGACUGCUACGAAGCCUUUGUAAUAUACAACUUUCUGAGCCUCUGCUAUGAGUACUUGGGAGGGGAGAGCUCCAUCAUGUCUGAGAUCAGAGGGAAACCAAUUGAGUCCAGCUGUGUAUAUGGCACUUGCUGCCUGUGGGGAAAGACUUACUCGAUUGGAUUCCUGAGGUUCUGCAAACAGGCUACCCUGCAAUUCUGUGUGGUGAAGCCCCUCAUGGCGAUCAGCACAGUCAUCCUUCAGGCCUUUGGCAAGUACCAGGAUGGUGACUUUGAUGUAACAAGCGGCUACCUCUAUGUGACGAUCAUUUACAACAUCUCUGUCAGCCUGGCACUCUAUGCCCUCUUCCUUUUCUACUUUGCCACACGAGAGCUGCUCAGUCCCUAUAGCCCAGUCCUCAAGUUCUUCAUGGUGAAGUCUGUAAUCUUCCUGUCCUUCUGGCAAGGAAUGCUGUUGGCCAUCUUGGAAAAGUGUGGUGCCAUCCCCAAAAUCCACUCUGCCAACGUGUCUGUGGGUGAAGGCACCGUAGCUGCUGGGUACCAGGACUUCAUCAUUUGCGUGGAGAUGUUCUUUGCAGCCAUCGCCCUGCGCCACGCCUUCACCUACAAGGUGUAUGUGGACAAGAGACUUGAUGCCCAAGGUCGCUGCGCUCCCAUGAAGAGCAUCUCCAGCAGCCUCAAGGAGACCAUGAAUCCCCACGACAUCGUCCAAGAUGCGAUCCACAACUUCUCUCCAGCCUACCAGCAGUACACACAGCAGUCGACGCUGGAGCAGGGCCCGCCCUGGCGCAAUGGCAGCCACAUUAUCUCACGCUCCCACAGCUGCUCGGGGGCCCGGGACAACGAGAAGACUCUCCUGCUGAGCUCCGACGAUGAGUUCUAGAAGGGACAACUGCCAGCACAGGCUGUCGUUUUCCUUCUCUUCUUGUUCUUUCCUUUUAAUUUAUUGAAGCAGAACCACGCAGGUCAUAUCACUUGUAGAGAGCGCAGAUUGCAGAGGUGGGCACUGCCAGUAGCUGUGGUGUGUAUGGACACGAUGAGCGGCGUGGAGGUGGGGGAAUGGCCAGGACUCCAUUCUCCAGCCUGUUCCCUACAGCAUCAAUUGACUAGAAUGAAUUGACACAAAGCUCCCGGGUCUGGGGCUCUGGCUUCCCCCACCUGCCCAGCUUGGUGUGAAACAUGACUGGCCAGAGCCUGGAGUUGUGGCUAG